AGGUAACCAUCCCACCGAGACACAUUACUCAACAACGCAUUCGUUCACUUGGUGCAUUCUUUGCGACAGGGAACACACAUACAUAGGAACCCCCUCUCCUGAUUUCAGGUCGCUGAAAACCCUGAUCCGCGAAGAGAACACCUGCGAAUACUGAACGAGCCGAAGGGAACCACGGUCGUCGAACUGCGAGAGAACAAUUGACCAACAUUACGCCGCCACUCGGGGCUCGGUUCAAACAUGGCGAUGCAACUAGAUCUGUCGCAGGCGCAGCUCCUGAAAGAUGAGUCCGGAAGACCAUUCAUUGUGGUCCGAGACCAAGGAAAGAAGAAGCGAACACAUGGCACGGACGCAGUGAAACAACAUAUUGUGGCAGCAAGAACGGUGGCCAGCAUUGUCAGAACAUCGCUGGGCCCUCGAGGACUGGACAAAAUCCUCAUAUCGCCAGAUGGUGAUAUCCAAAUAACAAACGACGGCCGCACGAUCAUGUCUGAGAUGGAACUUACGAAUCCCAUUGCGAAACUGAUGGUUGAACUAUCAAAGUCUCAAGACGAGGAAAUUGGUGAUGGCACUACCGGUGUGGUGGUUUUGGCUGCUGCUCUGCUGGACCAGGCUGCGGAUCUCAUCGACAAGGGUAUUCAUCCUAUUCGGAUUGCAGACGGCUACGAUCAAGCAUGUGAAGUUGCGGUGGCACAACUCGACAAGAUCAGUGAUGAGAUACCCUUCACAAGGGAGAAGCAAGAAAAUCUGAUAAAGGUCGCUAAGACAUGUUUGGGAAGCAAAAUCGUCAGCAAAGCACAUGAUCAAUUUGCAAGGAUUGCAGUCGACGCUGUCAUGUCAGUGGCGGACUUGGAACGAAAAGACGUCGACUUCGAGCUGAUCAAGGUCGAUGGCAAGGCCGGCGGCUCAAUAGAGGAUUCUCUGCUUGUCAAAGGUGUCAUUGUGGACAAGGACUUUUCCCACCCUCAGAUGCCGAAUGAAGUGCGCGAUGCAAAACUUGCUAUAUUGACGUGCGCAUUUGAACCACCUAAGCCGAAAACUAAGCAUAAACUCGAUAUCUCUACUGUGGAAGAGUUCAAAAAAUUGCAACAAUAUGAACAGAACAAGUUUGUCGAAAUGAUUGACAUGAUCAAGGCGACAGGAGCCAACCUCGUCAUUUGUCAGUGGGGUUUCGACGAUGAAGCGAAUCACCUUCUCCUUCAAAACCAUCUACCAGCCGUGCGAUGGGUUGGCGGACCCGAAAUUGAGUUGAUAGCCAUUGCCACGAACGGAAGAAUCGUGCCCCGAUUCGAAGAUCUGAGCAGUGAAAAGCUCGGCAAGGCUGGCGUCGUCAGAGAAAUGACGUUUGGGACGACUCGCGAAAAGAUGCUGGUCAUUGAAGAGUGCGCCAACACGCGUGCAGUGACAGUCUUCGUCCGAGGAAGCAACAAGAUGAUCAUUGAUGAAGCAAAGAGAUCAUUGCACGAUGCCCUUUGUGUAGUCCGAAACCUCGUCAGAGACAACAGAGUCGUAUAUGGCGGUGGUGCAGCAGAAAUUGCUUGUUCACUUGCUGUGGAAGAUGCAGCCAACAAGUCACCUGGCUUGGAACAAUAUGCUAUGAGAGCAUUCGCCGAUGCCCUUGAUGCAGUCCCAAUGGCUCUUGCGGAAAACUCUGGUCUCAGCCCGAUUGAGACUCUGGCCGCGGUCAAGUCACGACAAGUUAAGGAGCAAAACUCGCGCCUCGGGGUGGAUUGCAUGAGCACUGGCAGCAAUGAUAUGCGCGAACACUUUGUUAUUGACCCACUGAUUGGAAAGCGGUCGCAAUUACUGCUGGCAACGCAGCUAUGCCGAAUGGUGUUGAAGAUCAACAAUGUGAUCAUGUCGGGCGAUGAUGACAAUGAGUUUUAGACCUCCUUGAUGAAAAAGACCAGCAUUUCGAGGCGUUCGCCACAGAUAAAAGCGUGCAUGAACCAAGCUUCAUGACUGUACAAAAAGAUACCCAAAUUCGAACGUGGGAUAGAAAUGGACAAUUACUGGUUGACCACCAUCGCGUUGGUCGUCGUAUGAUUCUGUUUCACCUUCCCACUUCGUUGUGAUGUCUGUUUUCAUGCUCACCAAACCAUGCCAUCUCAUCACUGCGGACCUUACCGGCAGAUCCGGCGCCAUUUUCCAUAUCGGAGCAACAGGGCAAAUAUCACGUGCUCUAGGCAAACCGGACUUAGGAGAAUGAUGACAAGGCUGCAGGUGGAGCCGAGUCUGACUAAACAGUCUAUGCAAUCGAAAGCCGGGCGUAGAGCAACCUGCGUCAGCUUUGGGUUCACAAUGUACUAGUGACUUUUUAUGAUGUUGAUGGCACUUCGCAGGUCAUAUCAGCGAAACAUACAUCCAGUCUGGUCUACGACAUAGCCUGAUUCUAUGAUAUCGCCUACAGCGGGGGACGGCCUGAACUCGUAAUAUAGGCUUACCCUUUGCUAGUGGGCGGGCUGCAAAAUAACAACCAAGUCUCGUUGUGCAAUGGAAGCCCA
Exophiala xenobiotica is the source of this 2501-nucleotide messenger RNA. Its product is annotated as T-complex protein 1 subunit epsilon. The record is from RefSeq and is a predicted model, not a curated record. Bases 238 to 1884 code for a protein of 548 amino acids. Gene Ontology annotation, molecular function: ATP hydrolysis activity; ATP binding; ATP-dependent protein folding chaperone. Gene Ontology annotation, biological process: protein folding. Gene Ontology annotation, cellular component: chaperonin-containing T-complex. The transcript is spliced from 3 exons. Lineage: Eukaryota; Fungi; Ascomycota; Eurotiomycetes; Chaetothyriales; Herpotrichiellaceae.